AUGUGGUACGCCGUAUACAUGGACAAUGCUGCUCACAGCAAACACAUCCUCAACGCCCAGGUCGCCGUUCGAUCGCCAUGCUGCCGUAAAUGGUUUGACUGCGCGGACUGUCAUAGGGAACAGGAAAGCCAUGAACUGCUUCCCUCCAUGGAGAUGACUCUUGCUUGCAAGAAGUGCAAGAAGUGCUUUCGAAAGGACGCUGCUGAGUUUGACGAGAGUGGUUUGUAUCUAUCUGACGUUUUGGCUGGCUGCAGUGACGAAUAUUGCCCACACUGCGAUAACCAUUUCGUUAUCGACGCCCUUACGCCGAAACCAGCAGUCAAGGUGGAAGGAGAGGAUCCACGAAAGGAUGCAAGGAUGUUGAAGGAUGAACGAAUAAGGGCAGAGGCCGAACGGUCAAUAUUCGAUGUCAAGGAUGCGCCAAACAGGCUUGGAUAG
Messenger RNA from Microsporum canis CBS 113480, 438 nucleotides. Its product is annotated as zinc finger protein. The record is from RefSeq and is a predicted model, not a curated record. The transcript has 5 exons. Gene Ontology annotation, cellular component: mitochondrial intermembrane space. Gene Ontology annotation, molecular function: zinc ion binding. The coding region runs from base 1 to 438 and encodes 145 amino acids. Lineage: Eukaryota; Fungi; Ascomycota; Eurotiomycetes; Onygenales; Arthrodermataceae. Gene Ontology annotation, biological process: protein import into mitochondrial intermembrane space.